This is a messenger RNA of Sphenostylis stenocarpa, 171 nucleotides long. The record is from the annotation of a GenBank genome assembly. Lineage: Eukaryota; Viridiplantae; Streptophyta; Magnoliopsida; Fabales; Fabaceae.
AUGAAAAAAGUGGAAGAAGGAAAAGACGGAGAAGAAGUAAGGAAGCAAUGGCAUGGGUUGACGGAACAUGCUAAUAAGAUUUAUCCACUGAGAAAAAUAAUGGUGAACAUUAGCUUACUAAUUAUAGAGGCUCUCAAAGGGAAGGACAAAAAGAAGUUUCUCCUUGACUAA